CACGGACAUCAGGAAGGCAAUAUGGCGGCCGCAGUAGUGAGGAGUCUCAGCUCCAGUUUGGCUAAAAACCUCCGAGAAAUCCGCAUCCACCUCUGCCAGAGCUCCACGGCCAGCAAGGGGGCCAGGGACUUUGUGGAGCAACACUAUGUGAGUCUGAAGAAAUCCAACCCGGACUUCCCGAUCCUGAUCAGAGAAUGUUCUGGAGUCCAGGCCAGAGUCUGGGCUAGAUACGAUUUCGGUAAAGAGAGCAGCGUCUCCGUGGACAACAUGUCAGCUGAUCAGGUGGCCAAAGCUCUGCAGACUCUGGUUCAGUCCAAACCCUAACACCCCCGUCUGCUGGAAGUGGUUCAGUCCAGGAUCGACUCGCUGCUUCUUUCAUUCACUUUGUAUGUAAAUGUGUUGAUAUGAAUAAACCUCAAUAUUAUUAUUGUCA
Messenger RNA from Chelmon rostratus (copperband butterflyfish), 433 nucleotides. RefSeq names its product NADH:ubiquinone oxidoreductase subunit A2 (gene ndufa2). Lineage: Eukaryota; Metazoa; Chordata; Actinopteri; Chaetodontiformes; Chaetodontidae. The coding region runs from base 22 to 324 and encodes 100 amino acids. The transcript is spliced from 3 exons. The record is from RefSeq and is a predicted model, not a curated record.